AUGAGUACUAAAAUGGUUCCUUACAUUGAAGGAAUAAUCAAAGAAGAGCCUGAUAACGGCACUCCAAAGACUCAAGAAGAUAGGAGGUCUCACGAUCAGCCCUCUCCUUCAAACCACCUUGAGUUAGAUGAUUCAGAAUGCUUUAACAAAUCCAAAACCUCAAAAGACCUGAACAGUACCAAACCAUCCAAAAAGAGGAAUCCGAGGAGGAAAAUGACUCUCGACGAGGAAACCAAGAAAUGUCCCAAGAAAGCCGGUCUAAAUAAGAAAAAGACUAGGAAAACAAGCAAUCAGAACGUACAAAAGAAAUUUAAAAAGCUAAUGUCAGGCAGCGGCGAUCUUGAAUUAGAAAUGAGGUUGAUGAGCUCCAAACUCCGGAGGCUGAACCGAGGAUGAGCCAAAAAGGCCCCUGUAGUCGUCAAGUCUAUUCUUAAGAGUGCCGACUCAACAGAUCUUCGAAAAUGUAAGAAGCAAGUCGCUUUUGACUUAGAAGAAGAAUGCUUCUACUAAUCCUGCUAUAUUCUAAAUAAUUUUUCAUAAAGUCUUCAUCAUG
Moneuplotes crassus is the source of this 553-nucleotide messenger RNA. The record is from the annotation of a GenBank genome assembly. NCBI's taxonomy places the organism in Eukaryota, Ciliophora, Spirotrichea, Euplotida, Euplotidae.